This is a messenger RNA of Dictyostelium purpureum, 1752 nucleotides long. RefSeq lists its product as uncharacterized. The coding region runs from base 1 to 1752 and encodes 583 amino acids. The record is from RefSeq and is a predicted model, not a curated record. The transcript is spliced from 4 exons. NCBI's taxonomy places the organism in Eukaryota, Evosea, Eumycetozoa, Dictyosteliales, Dictyosteliaceae.
AUGGCAACAACAUUAUUUUCAUUGUUCGAUUUGUUAGCAUCAAGAUUCAGAAAUGAAAAUGAAGAAGGCGGCGAAGGUGGCGAAGAAGGUGAAAAUUCAAGCGCUUUAUCAAUUCAAAUUUCAGAUAGUGAGCCACACUCACAACCAAGAUCAAGAUCUCAUACAGAGGUCUCAAGAAAUUCUAAUAUACCUAUAAGACCACAAAGAUCACCAGUUCCAACAAGACAAAAUAGAUCACAUACAACUGUAUUAGUUGGUGAUGGUACAAAUUUACCACCAACAGACUCAAAUUUUUUAGGUGCAAACCCACCCAUUUCAAGACAACAAAGAAGAUCAUCUCAAUUACGUCCACAAACUAGCAGAGAUCCAAAUCAAAGAAGAUCCGUCCAAUUACGUCCACAGGCUAGUAGAGAUCCUAAUAACAAUGUAAAUAAUAAUAAUAAUGAUAUAAAUAAAAUUGAUGAUAGUACACCUAAUGGACCAUCACCAAUACCAAAUUUCAAUGCAUCAAAUGAUCUAGUUCAUUCAGCAUAUCAAACAGGCACUAUUUUAAAUACCCCAUCAAUUAUUGUUGGAGAUUCACAAGAUCAAAUGAAUAAAAACGAAAACGAUAUGGAAGAAUCUUCUUUUGACAUGGUCAUUCAGCUAUGCUAUCGGUAUGUUGUGAAUCUACUGGUUGUCGUUUUAUCGGAUACCCCAUCAUCAACAUGGCCACAUGGGCAAUCAUCACCAUUCAAUCAGUCGUACGUUUUAAAUACUCUUUAUGAUGUCCCAUACUUUUUAUUAUUAACAUUUUUUGGGUUCAGAAUGACAAUUGUUCCAUUAUUUAUAUGUUUGGGAGCCUCUGCUGGUGCGUCAGCAUGGGCAAUUUUUAACACUGUACACGAAGUACUCGAUCAAACCCUAUCGCUUUUACCAUCAUAUGGAUUUUUCGUCAUUGCUCUUGUUGCUUCAUCUCAUUAUAUGGGAAGAAAAAUAAACAAUCCUAAAUUCAGACAUCUUUUUAUGGGUCAAUUCGUUUUAGCCGCUAUUAUUUUAGUUAUCUACGAUUUCUUAUUAUUGCCAUGGUACACCAAAACAAACUCUAUCAAUAAAUCAGUUGUACGUAUUUUAAUUCAUCCAGGUCUCUGCGCCACCGGUUUGUUUAUUGCCCGUUCAUGUUCAUCACGUAUCAAACCUUUGAUUCCUGGCACAAACGUUUUUCCAGUAUUAAUUUUCAUGUGGUUUUCAACAUAUUAUGGUAGAUUUUUUAAUUCUAAUAUGUCUUUAUUAUUCAUGUCUGGUACUAUGGCAAUUGUAAGUUUAACAGAGUUGGUUUGGAGAACUACUUUGAGACCAAGAGACAAGAAAAUUAUGAAUGCCAUUUGUGGUUUUUGCUUCAAAAAAGAAUUAAAACAUACCAAAGAUUUUGACAAGAUUUACAGAGAUUUCCUUAGACAUGAACAACUUUAUGAAAAUACUUCAAUUUUAACUUCAUGUAUGGUCUAUGUUGCUUUCUAUAAUGUAUUUGAUAAAAAGAAUUUAGAUUACACAAUUUUAUUUGCAAGUAUGGGAAUUCAAUUUAGUUUUGAAUGGAUCACCGAUAUUAUUUCAAUGUACAUCGAAACUAGAGUCUACAGAAUAGAGGCAUUACAUUGGAACAACCCACCAAAAUAUUUUUAUUUUAUGUUGGUCUAUACAUUUUUCCUUGGUAUGUCUUAUUCAACUUCUAGAAUUAUUUUAUUGGGUGAAGAUAGAUGGUUUAAUCACUAA